ACAAAGGGGAGGAAGCUUCUUUGUCACGUGGCGAAGGAAUAGGCUAGCGUCUUGCGGGUCGCACCGCGCAGGCGCAGUGAGGAGAGAGAGGGGGAGGGAGGACCGUACUCCCGGAAGUGUGCGGUUUCUAGGGGAGUAGGAAGCGGACCGGGUUGGGAACAGGUGCGGCGGAGCUUAGUCCCGGAAAGCGGCCAUGUCGGCCUUUGACACGAACCCCUUUGCGGAUCCCGUGGAGGUGAAUCCCUUCCAGGAUCCUUCAAUCACACAAAUGGCAAAUGCUAACCAAGGUGGCCUGGAUGAAUUCAACCCCUUCUCUGAGAGCUCCCGACUGACGAAUGCAGCUCAGACUGUUCCAGCCACGCAGCCCACUGGGCCUUCACAACCUGCUGUGCUGCAGCCAUCAGUAGAACCCACUCCGCAGGCUGUUGCCUCAGUAGCACAGGCUGGGCUCCUUCAGCAGCAAGAAGAACUAGAAAGGAAGGCUGCAGAGUUGGACAGGAAGGAGCGUGAGCUGCAGAACAGCGCGGCAGGCUUCAACCCAAAACAGAACAAUUGGCCCCCGCUUCCAAAGAACUGUCCAGUUAAGCCGUGUUUCUACCAAGAUUUCUCUGCAGAUAUCCCAGCUGACUACCAGCAGACUUGCAAGAUGCUGUAUUAUCUGUGGAUGUUUCACUCGAUUACCCUGCUGUUAAACCUGCUCGCCUGCCUGGCAUGGUUCACAGAUCAAAAUGGGAGAGGAGUAGACUUUGGCCUGUCCAUCCUGUGGUUUGUCUUGUUCACUCCCUGUGCUUUCCUCUGUUGGUAUCGGCCAAUUUACAAGGCUUUCAGGUCCGACAGUUCCUUCAGCUUCUUUGUGUUCUUCUUUAUAUUUCUUUGCCAAAUUGCCAUCUACAUCAUCCAGGCCGUUGGCAUUCCUAACUGGGGAAUCAGUGGCUGGAUUGCAGCUUUGACGGAGACUGGGAGUAACAUGGCUGUGGCAGUCAUCAUGAUGGUGGUGGCUGCAUUCUUCACGGCCUGUGCUGUUCUCUCUCUCAUCCUGUUGAAGAAGGUUCAUUCUAUGUAUCGCCGGACAGGAGCCAGCUUCCAGAGGGCCCAGGAGGAGUUCUCCCAAGGCAUCCUCACCAACAGGAACUUCCAGAAUGCUGCCACUGGAGCAGCCUCUACAGCUGCACAGAGUGCUUUCCGGGGGAACUGAAGGCUCCUAGAUGGAGCUUGCAUCUUAUUCCCUUCCACACUUGCUCUAAUCACUCCCUGAUCUUUUACCGUUCAGGAUGCUCUUUUCCACGGAUACCAGUCUUGACUCCCAAGAUGCUUGCAAAGAGAGGUUUCUUUCAAGCUUUGUCCUGCCUGCAUCAGUGUCCUUUUGGUGGGAAGGGCCAGGAUCAGGGCAGUGUUUGGUGUGUGUCGUCCCCCGUCCCCCUGAAAGUAUCCCUUAAAUCAAAUAUAUCUCUCCUUGUGACCUCAGUUUGUACAUUUCUUUCACUUCCCCUUCCUUCCAUCACAGGGGUUUUGGGAAGCCAGUUUUGCACUCUGACUUCUCUUCCACCAGACACUGCUGUGAAGGAUGACUCCCCCACCCCCCAAUAUAGCCUCAUUGAGGGUUCUAAUGGUGGCCACUGCGCUUCUUGAUUUGGGGUUUUAAUUGGUUGCUGAUCUUUCACUUGCAGCGUAAGAGGGAUGUUUGGCUCAUGUCUUUGGUGUGAACGUGCUCCGUGCUCCAAGGGGCUACCAGUAGAGAGAUGCCUUUCCUUCACCACACAGCCCCUUCUCUCCCCCCCCCCCAAUUCAAUGGGACUUGAUCAGUGGAACAUAAAAAUCUCCCCCCUGGAAGGAUGAUUUCCUGUGGAUUAUUUGCUGCAGGUGCAUCCCUCAUCCUAGCCUUAAACUUGUGGGUGUUAGGGAUUAUUCACUAGCUCCGUUGCCAUCCUAUAGGUUCCUUGUUGGGACUGUUAUCUUGGGAUCCAGGGAGCCGAUGGGGAAGCAGGCUGGGUCAUGAAAUCAACUUUGAGAGGACAGGGCAAUGAACUUUAAGCAACUUCGUAAAUCUUUGCCAUGAUCCUGUGCUGAUUUCAGUUACUAUCCUAACUUCUGCUUUAAAGUGGUUUUCUCCUCUCCGAGCGCCUGCUUCCAUUCUCAACAGUCCAGGGAGUGAGGUUUUCUGGGAAACAAUCAAGAGUUGUUGCAAAAAAGACUGCAGUAUUAGCUGUUUUUUAAAAUGUGAGCUACUAUAUCCAGCUCCAGGUGAAUGCAUUGCGUGUUUCCUGACUGUGCUCCGUCUUGAGGGACACCUUUCCUGAAACUGCAGCGUGUUUGGUGUGAUUCAUGCAAAGCGCAUUCAGUGACAGUGGUUUUGCUAUAGCAAAUGAAUGGCUAAUUUCACAGUGCCUCUACAUAUUCCACUACAGGGAGAAUCCUGUUAUGCUGAGUUUUGAGGUUGUGGAAUUUCUGCCCCGAUUGCUGCAAUAACAGAAUCCCUAGUUUUUGUUAGCUUACCUCAGUGAGCACAGGGUAUGAAGAAUAUUCAUUUCCAUACACUUCCAUAUACACAAUGGGGGUGUGAAUGAAUGGAAAGGCAGGUUUAUGCCUCCAGGUCUAUUUGAAAGGGUGGUGAGAACAGUGAACCUAGUAACACCCUGGAUUGAAAAGUGGUAGUGGGAGAGAGACAGCCUUGGCAAUAACUUGGAGGGGCAGGGAAAGGAGGAGGGAGCAUGUGUGAGACCCAGAAGCUGAACUUGGGCUUCAGAAAUGCCUUGGGGUGUGUUGAGUGUGUAACUGGAAGUGCUGUCUUAGCCUUUGUGGACAAAUAGGUGUAGAAGCCAGAACUAGCUACCACCACCUACAGUGCUUGCUUUGACUUUUGUCUCCAAGAGGUGUGCUUUCUUGGGGAAAUUUAGGUGACCAGGAAUAUUGCUCUAAAGACACUAAUUGAUCUGUCACUCACAGUUAUUUCUAUGACAUACUGGCUUAACUGAUCUGAAAUGUGUAUGGCGCUCCAUCAGGUGAGUGGCCUGCAGGCUAUUUUUAGUAGUACAAGGGAAUAUUCAGAGGAGUAAGACAUUUGAAGUCUUGCUGAGUUUUUCUUCGCUUUUGCUCGUUUUCAUGAUCCAGUGUCUUUUUCUAAAUAGGUCCCCUGAUUGUUUCCAGAUCCCUCAUGGGUUUUUUAUGCAGCCCGUUACAUCUCAGAAAUAUCUCUUGACCUCUGUCUUCGUCCUCCUUUGAAUAUAAGUAAAUGAUGGAAGAAAUGAGAUUUUUAAAAUGUCUUCCCCCUCCUGGGUGUAUUUUCCACCUCUCUGAUCUUUUUAAUGUAAAAAUGUAUAUGUCAACACUUUUUGUGCUUAAAUACAAAAAUAAAAAUGUCGAGUGUUAGUA
This is a messenger RNA of Rhineura floridana, 3369 nucleotides long. RefSeq names its product secretory carrier membrane protein 2 (gene SCAMP2). Gene Ontology annotation, cellular component: recycling endosome membrane; trans-Golgi network membrane. The transcript is spliced from 9 exons. Bases 194 to 1195 code for a protein of 333 amino acids. The record is from RefSeq and is a predicted model, not a curated record. Gene Ontology annotation, biological process: protein transport. NCBI's taxonomy places the organism in Eukaryota, Metazoa, Chordata, Lepidosauria, Squamata, Rhineuridae.